AUGAACUGCUUCAUGCUCAUAAUAUGGGUUCUCUCCACGCUGGUAGAUGCCUCUACCGACAGUGGCGAGACCAUCAACAUCACCACCACCACCAUCAACGACACCACUCAGGCCCCAACAGUGUCACUGCCUGACAACCUCUUAGCGAGCUUCAGCCCCAUGCUGGACAUGUACGUUCCACCGGCCGUCAGAGAUUUCCUACUGUCCUGUCACCGAGCAAUCACCAGCUGGCUCGGCUUCGAUCCCACAAUCCUCCUUUCUCUGGGUCCUAUCGUAUGGGCCGCCAAAAGGCUCUGGUCCGAGGUGAAAGUGCUCGUGAUCGAGGACAUCAUCUGCAACUGGUUCACCGCCCGAGUCGAGGUCGGCGACGACGACCCGAUCUUCAUCCACAUCAUGCGUUGGGUCGCCGUCCAGCCCAACUCAGCCAAAACACGCUUCCUUCAAGCCGACACCAUAGCCGGCAGCGCCGACGACCAUGACGAGGACGACGAAGCCGGAGCUGUAGCCGCUGCUGGAGCUGCCGCUGUGAUCAAAACCGCUACCACCACCACCGGUACUACUACUACCGUAGUCACCAGCACCUCCACCUCCACCACCAGCACCAGCACUACUGCCGCUACCACCACAGACCCUUCUUCCAACACCAGCAUCACCACCAAAAACAAGAAGAAAAAACAACAAGCCCCCACCAUCCUCCCCAACGGCGAAGCCUGCCUCAACUUCUCCACCCACAAGCACCAAAAACCCCCCCGCUUCCUCCCCGCCGUCAACGUGCCCUACACCUUCACCUUCGCCGGCACCUACUUCUGGCUCAACCGGACGCGCUCCAACAUCGCGCACCAGUCCGAGUGGCGGGGGCUCUCGAUGCGGCGCGAAGAGAACCUCGUCAUCACCGCCGUCGGCUUUUCGGCCUCCCCCAUCAAGAACUUUAUCCAGUUCACCAAGGAAUGGAACCACAACCGCCAAGCAGCGACCACGGUGGUGCGGAGGCCGGCCAGGCCCGAGAUGAGGAGCUGGGGUGGCAGACAUGUCUGGGCGGAGGUGGCGGAUCGGCCCAUCAGGCCGAUGGAUACGGUCGUGUUGGACGAAAAGCAGAAGUUGAUGGUGUUGCAGGAUAUGAAUGAGUAUUUGCAUCGGGAGACGGCGCAGUGGUAUGGCGAGCGGGGGAUUCCGUUGCGCAGGGGGUAUUUGUUUCAUGGCCCGCCGGGGACGGGGAAGACGAGUUUGAGUUUUGCGCUGGCGGGGGUUUUUGGACUGGAUAUCUUUGUGAUUUCGUUGCUGGAUCAGAAUCUGACGGAGGACGAUCUGGCGAUGUUGUUUACUAAUUUGCCGAGGAGGUGUGUGGUGCUGUUGGAGGAUAUUGAUACGGCGGGGCUGGUGAAUAGGAGGGAGGAGGAUGAGAGUGAAAGUAGUGAGAGUAGUAGUAGUAGUGGUGGUGAGGGGAGUGGGACGAGUGAUAGUGAGGAUGAUUAUUUGGAGAGUGCGAAGAAGAGGGCGCUGGAGGUGAUGUUUUUGGGGGAGAAGUUGUCGAGGAAGAAGAGGAAGGGGAGGGGAAAGGAGGCGACGGCGGAGCAGGAGGCUCUUGAGAAGGAAAUGGCGGAGAAGGUGGCUGGCUUUAAGGAGAUGCUUAAAGAGGGUAGUGAUGAGGAAAAGGCAGAUGAGAAGGCUAGUGACGAAAAGGAUUCCACUCCUGAAAAGAAAGAACAGAAGCCUGCUGCCCCUGAGGGCGAGGAGAAGCCCACUUCCUCUGCAGAUGAUGCCGGUGAAAACGGUGAGAAAACGACGAAACACGAAUCUAGCAGCACCACCGACAAGAAGAAGAAGAAGCCCAUGACGGCCAAAGAGAAGAAGGACAAGAAGAAGCAGAAGAAAAAAAAGAGGGCGAAGAUGUUCGCUGCCACGACGCUUCAUAACGUGGAGUUCGUCCGGAGACAGUACGGUCGCAGACGGCCGUCCCCGUACGACCGGGAACGGGGCAUUUCGCUAUCGGGUCUGCUCAACGCCAUCGACGGCGUCGCCUCGCACGAAGGCCGCGUGCUCAUCAUGACGACCAACAAGCCCGAGAAGCUAGACGAAGCACUACUCCGACCGGGCAGAGUUGACAUCCAGAUUGCCUUCCUCAACGCCACGCAGGAGCAAGUCAGGGAGUUGUUUGAGAGGAUGUACGAGGCUGAUGUGGUGGACCCAGCGACGGUGACUUUCACCAAGGUUGGGAAUAAACUCACAGCUAGCACCACAUCGGCAGCUACUACAUCGCCUUCAGUCGUUCAUUCCCCUCUUACGGGGAUCACCUCUCCUGGUGGUACCGGCACCGGCACCGGCACCGGCACUGCUGCUGCUGAGAAGGACGAAGAAAAACAACAACAGCCCGCCAUAGACCCCAAAAUCGUCGACCUCAAGCUCCUCGACGACAACAACCUCCACAAGUCCUCCGUCAGCAGUUGCUCUAGUGACGCAACCGUCAUCGGCGAGGAGGAUAACGCCGCUUCUUCUGCUUCUCCUCCUCCCAACACCCAUACCACCACCACCGAUACCAACACCACCACCGCAGCAGCAGCCGAAGACAAGCAGAAACAGCAACAACCAGAAAAAGACAAGAAAGAAGGUCCCGUCCCUCUCCACGUCACCCCCCUAACCAGGGAAGAACUCCAAAAGAUCGCCAAGGAGUUUUCCCUGAAAAUCCCGCCGACCCAGAUCCUCAGUCCGGCGGAGAUCCAGGGCUUCCUGUUAAGACGCAAGAAGGACCCCAGAAGGGCGUUGGCGGAGGUGGAUAAGUGGGUGGAGGAGCUGGUGAAGGCGAAGGAGAGUAAGAGCAAGAUUUUGGAUGCUAAGGCUAUUUGA
This is a messenger RNA of Neurospora tetraspora, 2841 nucleotides long. RefSeq names its product BCS1 N terminal-domain-containing protein. Bases 1 to 2841 code for a protein of 946 amino acids. The record is from RefSeq and is a predicted model, not a curated record. Gene Ontology annotation, biological process: mitochondrial respiratory chain complex III assembly; protein insertion into mitochondrial inner membrane from matrix. Gene Ontology annotation, cellular component: mitochondrial inner membrane. Gene Ontology annotation, molecular function: ATP hydrolysis activity; ATP binding. The transcript is spliced from 2 exons. Lineage: Eukaryota; Fungi; Ascomycota; Sordariomycetes; Sordariales; Sordariaceae.